Phytomonas sp. Hart1 is the source of this 1152-nucleotide messenger RNA. The record is from the annotation of a GenBank genome assembly. NCBI's taxonomy places the organism in Eukaryota, Euglenozoa, Kinetoplastea, Trypanosomatida, Trypanosomatidae.
AUGCUCAGAAGUACCAAUCUGUGUUUUAGACGUCGUAGUGCUGGAAUCAUUGGACUUCCGAACGUCGGAAAGUCCACUCUUUUCAAUGCCCUCACCUGCACCCAACUUGCUAAAACUGGUAAUUUCCCUUUCUGCACUAUCGACGCGAACAUAUCGAAAGUUCCGGUUCUAGAUAAGCGUCUGCGCGCGUUAGCUUCCUUCACGGGUGCGAAGACUGUGAUCGAUGUUGAGGUUGAUUUGGUGGAUGUCGCCGGGCUAAUUGAAGGAGCUUCAAAGGGUAUUGGGAUUGGCAAUAAGUUCCUCGCGGAUAUUCGUCUCUGCUCAGUUCUGCUGCAUAUGGUGCGAUGCUUUGAAAGCGCGCGGGACGGCUUCGGCACCCCAACGCCUCUGGAAGAUACUAAGAUUGUUCUCAAUGAGCUGCUCCUUUCGGACUUGGAGGUGAUGGAAAAAAAAAUACACAAGGCUGGUAAAAUGGGAAAAAGCUCUGAGGUGGCUUUUAUGCGCCGUGUCGCGGCUGGACUCGAGAGUGGAAUCCCCGCUAGGGAUCUUCGAGGCCCAUCUGCCACCUCCUUCGCGUGUGCUGUUGCGCGGCAAAAAAAAGUAACGCUAACCCCCGAAGAGGAAAGGUGGCUGAAUAGUUAUCAACUCUUUUCCGAUAAGCCGAUGAUUUUCGUUUUAAAUGUCGAAGAAUCUAGCGUGAAAGAAGGCAACACCUUCUCUAGGACCGUUGAAGAGGCCUACGGAGCUGAUCGAACAUGUCGUAUAUCCGCCUCGUUUGAGGAGCAGCUGUCUCAAAUGGAUUCCCAUCACGAUCGGCUUCUUUUUCUGGAAGAAUAUGGUAUCGACACCCCGUGCAGUGAGUUCCUUAUAAAGAGGGCUUAUGAUCUCCUCCGUUUGCAAUCUUUUUUCACGGUUGGGCCAGUUAUGGCCCACGGUUGGACUGUUGCUUAUGGUUCAAGUGCGCGCGAGGCGGCAGGUGAGAUUCAUUCUGAUUUUGAAAAGCAUUUCCUUUCUGCCAAAGUACUGCCAUGGGAUGUGUUCAUUAAGAAGCCGAAUUUGGAGUCUGCGGAGAUGCAGAUGCAGAAGGUGGAUGCAACCUACAAGAUGCGCGAUGGAGACAUAAUGAUUGUGAAACACGGCGCAGUGACAUGA